UAGAAAACCGAAGAAGGAUUUAUAAAUGUGAAAUGGCAAGUCCUAAUCCAGAUAAUGAAACGACUUCAAUGUUUUUGGAUAAGGGGGAUGGUAAAAGACGAAGUCCUACUCGAACAGAAACAUCACCAAGAAGAAAUUCAGUUGUAAAAGCAAUUAAUGCUGAAGUGAUAACGGUAAAAGACUUUUUCGAUUUUAUGAAAACAGCAUAUCAAGUAUAUGAACAUUUAGAAGGUGAUGAGAACGAAGGCUCAAAAAUAAAUUGGGAAGAACUUUCUAAAUUGACUGUGCUGAAUCAUGUUAUUGAACAGCAAGAGAGAGAUCUCUUGUAUCAGACUGCACUAACGAUGCAAAAACCUAUUGUUAGCAAGAGUGAGACACAAAUUGAGAGAAAGAGUAGUGUGACUGAUAGAAUCGAAAAACGGUACAGUUGCAGUGAAAUUGAAGGUAAGAAUCGAAGACGUUGUCCCGAACCAAGGGUUGAAAUGUUGGGAGUUUGGACGGAAGCGAACUUGAAUUGUAAAUUAAACGAUGUUAUAAAUGAAGGAAUUUUAGAUUCUAUCCUGCCAUAUUUAGUGGGAUACAAGAAACCAUUUAAAACCACAAGCGUAUAUGCUCCAAUAAUAAAGAAGACGUCUUCAAAUACAUUGACGACCGAAGUAAAAAAACCGGCAAGCUUUGAAGGAUUUGUCAAUGAAAAAGAAUCUCGUGAUCGUUUAGGGCGAAGGAAAUCUUCAGUGAUUGCAGCGCAUGAACGAGCGAAUCAGAAACAAGAUGGCGAUGUCGAAAUACACGUUUGCGACGAAGUGAAGGGAUUGAAAAAGGACUUUAGAUGCCCGCAGAAACUUUUGGUUUCGAAAAUGGGAUAUUUCGCUGACGUCACCGCUGGUCAGCGACUGGAAGAUAUGGACAUUUCUGUACAUUGUGAUAUACAGAUAUUCGAUUGGCUGAUGCGCUGGGUGAAGCGGGACUCGAUCCUCGUCGCUGAUUGGCCGCUGCUCGACCCGCACAAUGUUGUACCGAUACUGGUGUCGGCGUCUUUUCUUCAGAUGGAACCACUUCUACACGACUGUCUCAUCUACUGUCACGCACACAUGAACGAUAUCGUGAAAACCACAACCAACUUAGCGUGCCUCAGUGACGCGCUGCUUACGAGAUUAGCCGCGAUGUACACGAACGCGGAGUUGGAGAGCAUCCGCGACCGCAAGGAUAAGAUCCAAUCGCGGUUGUACUGCAAGAUGAUACUGUCGCUCGCCGAGCCGGUGCCGGAGACGCUUCGCGGCCACUACGCUUCGCUCGCGACUCUCUUCAAGUGCAGCAAAUGCAACAAACUCCUCGGGCGGCACAUAGCGGAGCAGGUGCCGUGCCAGCCCGCCUCCAUGCGAAUAGACCGACGCGGGAACGUCGUCUCAUCGCAUUCCAAAGACCCAUCGUGGAGUCUGAACGAAUAUAUAACAUGGUUAUUCGGUGAGUUGCGUUCUUGGCGCCGCGUGUAUUGGCGCCUCUGGGCCGAUUGUCACUUCUUACGGUGCCAACUGUGCGAUAGCUAUUUCCCAGCUUAUCAGAUGGAGUGGUGUUCGCACCACGCGGCGGGCGCGCACGCGCUGGGCGGCGCGCUGGCGGCGGGCCGCUACCCGUGCUGCGGCGAGCGCGCGUACCGCUUCGAGGCGCUCACACGCAACACGGGCUGUCAAUUCCGAGAGCACGUGCCCGACGAGAGCUUGGCCACGGACGCGGCGGUGAUGGAAAUAUACAACCAAUUCAGAGAUAUUAUCGCGAUGCGUCCGCCCCAGUUGAUGUUCCCGGAACGACUGACUAGAUUGGUGACGCGGGAACCUGGUGAGGAAGUGGGGGGUCGCCUGCAAUGCAAGGAGGUGUUCUGGUGGGAGGGGAUCCAGUUGAUACCGCCGCGACAACCACUCGGCCUCUUGGGGAAACUGUAUACGAGCAAUAAUAAGUUCAUCCCGAAUGUGCGCCCCGGCUCGCCAGUUUUGAACACAAUUCAAGCGGCUGCGCCCUCUGUAUCCGGCAAUUGUUCCAACGCUUCGCCAGAACGUUCGGAAAUUAAAUCGAAACUCAAGGAAAGUCCGAGGAAUAAGCAAGGCACCAGUGGUACUGGAGACGCUCUGGAAGUAGCUGACGAGGCGACAGACUCCGAUGAGAGUGAACAAAGCUCUGACAGCGCGAGGAGUGAUGAAGACACCCCUCCGCGCCGACCUCGCGCUCGUACUCGCAUGCCUCCUCCACCAUGUAACAGGAAUAAAUCUCGUCGCUGGGGUACAACGGGUGGCGGGCGAGUGUGGGCGGCGACGCUGUCGGCGCGCAGCAACCAGGACGGACAGCGCCGGUACGAGGAGCGCGCCGCCGCGCACAUGCGCGCCACGCUCGCCAAGCGGCACCACUAUCCGGCGCGUCCGAAACCGCAUGCAGGUGGCGUUUAUGCAAAAUUGGAAGCUGAUUGGCGCGAAAAACACGGACAGAAGCCGCGCAGUUUGCCGUCUGCAAGAAACCGUUCACAGGCUACAAAAUAUAAAUAAAUACAUUUUUAGUA
Zerene cesonia (dogface butterfly) is the source of this 2548-nucleotide messenger RNA. RefSeq lists its product as uncharacterized. The transcript is spliced from 17 exons. Bases 33 to 2534 code for a protein of 833 amino acids. NCBI's taxonomy places the organism in Eukaryota, Metazoa, Arthropoda, Insecta, Lepidoptera, Pieridae. The record is from RefSeq and is a predicted model, not a curated record.